GCGGCCACUUACCAUAGAGAGGAAGGUGCAGUGGAUGAACAGUCCCUGUAAGGAUAAAUUGAACACUCAGAGCAGCACGCCGCCUCGUGGAGCUCUGUAGGGAAACAGCUUCACAACAACAGCAGCCUUCUCCCAGCACUGAGCGUCCCGAGACCCACAGCAAACAUUGCUUGUCCUAGGAAUGUUACUGCUUAUGUCAGCGCCAUAUCAGUGGUCAAUUAAAGAGUUAUCACUUAUUAAUGUGGACCCCCCACCGUGGAUAAUCUGAGCUGUCGUAACAAUGAAUAAUGAUAGAAAUGGAAUGGCUGAGAGGAUCCUGAAUCUCACCCUGGAGAUCAUCUGUCUGCUGACUGGAGAGGAUUAUGUGAUUGUGAAUAAGAUUGCUGAGCAUGUAAUGCAGAGAAGCACUGCUCGUGUCUCAGAAGGAUCAGGUAGGACCCAGGCCACCAUCACGGUGCCACCAUCUCACUCAACGAUACAUGAGAGGAACAAUGAAAAGAAGAUCCUGGAACUGACCAAUCAGAUCAUCCACCUGCUGACGGGAGAGGUUCCUAUAAGGUGUGAGGAUGUCACUGUCCAUCUCUCCAUGGAGGAGUGGGAAUAUUUAGAAGGACACCAGGAUCUCUACAAAGAUGUGAUGAUGGAGAAUCACCAGACACACAUCUCAAUGGAUGGCUCCAUAUUCAAUGAUGCAUAUAAAGAAUUCCCCACGCCUAUUUCUUCAGUUGAUUUUCUAAAGGAAGAUAUACAAUCUAUUAAAAAUGAUCUGGGAGAAAAAUGUUUGAAAGUGUGUAACCCGACGAUGGUGCUGAGCAGAUCUCUGAGAAAAGUAGGCACAGAUUUGGCUUCACGCAAAAAAGAAAGUCUCCAAGACACUGACAUCUAUACAGAGGCAGAUUAUAUAGCUAUUCGUAACAAAGAGGAAUCUGCUUUAUGUGACGAUGGAAAUCUCACGGACACUGACAGAUAUACAGAGACAGAAUACCCUGCUGUUCAUAUCAAGGAGAAGCCAGCCGUGUGUGAAGAAGGGAAUCUUAAUGACAUAUACACACAAACAAAAUACACAUCAACUCAUGUUCUGGAGAAACCAGACUUAUGGAAAGAAGGGAAAUGCACAGACACAGAGAUGUAUAUACCUAGGGAGCAUACACAGAAAAGAUGUUUUGCUACGAAGAAGGAUUCAGAUUCCAAUGGAAAAGAAAAUGGUGCUUGCAAUCUCAUUUACACACCUAUGAAAAAUACAUUCACAGAAUAUGGAUUAAGUUCUAAAUCUCACCCACAACAUCAUACUACAACAAAUAUGUUCAGAUGUCCCAAGAGUCAGGAUGGUUUCACUGGUAACUUAUGUCUUAAUAAACAGAAGAUGAUUCAUGAAGUAAAGAAAUUAGCCUUAUCUGAAUUUGGCAAACCGUCCUCUGGUGAUUUUAUGUGUUGGGAAUCUAAUGAAAGCGAAAAAUUAAUCAAAUGUGAUGACAGUAACAGUUUAUACAGUGAUUCAGCUCCUCGUACACAUCAACGAUUUGGAAAAGGAGACGAGCCAUAUAUAUGUUCUGACUGUGGGAAAUGUUAUAGCAAUCACCCAAAUCUUCUUAAACAUCAGAGAAUUCACACAGGAGAAAAACUCUUUUCUUGCUCAGUAUGUGGGCGAUGUUUUACACAUAAAUUAAAUCUUGAUAUACACGAGAGGGCUCACACAGGAGAGAAACCAUUCUCUUGUUCUGUAUGUGGGAAAUGUUUUAAUGCAAAAUCAAAUCUUGUUACUCAUCAGAGGAUACACACAGGAGAGAAACCUUUCGAAUGUAAUGUAUGUGGGAAAUGUUUUUCUAAUAAGUCAAAUUUAACCAAACACCUGAAGAUUCACACAAGAUGAUAUAGCUAAUAUCUUGAAUGAGUUAUGUGAUUUUGUUGUAAAUUCUAAUGAAAUGUUAUGAAUGUCAGUACACCUCAGGAAGUAAGUAGAGCAAAGAACUAACACCAGAACUGAUAGAGAAGGCAGUAACUGUGCUAAUCUCUUCA
This is a messenger RNA of Pelobates fuscus (common spadefoot toad), 2016 nucleotides long. RefSeq names its product oocyte zinc finger protein XlCOF7.1-like. The transcript has 5 exons. Gene Ontology annotation, biological process: regulation of DNA-templated transcription. Bases 281 to 1870 code for a protein of 529 amino acids. NCBI's taxonomy places the organism in Eukaryota, Metazoa, Chordata, Amphibia, Anura, Pelobatidae. The record is from RefSeq and is a predicted model, not a curated record.